GAAACAGAAGUACGAUUUGUUUAUAAAUAGAAGCUAAACAAGCCUCUAAAGCAAUCUAAUCACAUACUCGAUUUCAAUAGGUGGUUUCUUCCAAAUUUCUUUCCACGUGCCUUGCGAUUAACGGUUCAUAUUUCCUUCAUUUAUUUAAUUUAACUUUCUUUUUUAAGCAAGAUGUCUUCCAAUGCCUCAGUAAAAGAAUAUUUACUUUCUCGUUACUGAAGAGUAAAUGUUAUAAUAAGCUUGUCAUACCUUUCUGAUAAAGCAAGUGAAUUUAAAACCGUUACGCAAAUAACAGUUUAGCAUAGCAUACAUUGUAGCGAACACCAUUCUAGACAUAACCUAACAGAUAAAUGAUUAUAAUUGCUUUAAAGCGUUUUGAGGCAACAACAAAGUAAGUGAAUAUUUCGUCACGAUCGUGUUAAAAGCAAAAUAUCAACAAACAUUCGUGUUGAACUAUAUUCAUAUGUUGACCGAUCAAUCGCGGUCAUUUCUACUAGCAACCAAGCAAUGGAGUAACUGAUCUUCCCAUAACCACACUCAUGCACACAAACACCCAGGCUAUCGAGCGUGAUCAAUUGUAAUUAGCACCUUUGCAACAGCAACAAAAGAAGUUUGGAUGCUAUUACUCAGUGCAGCGCCAAAUUCUUGCAGACACUUCAUUACGGCUACAUCAAUGCUAGCGUGGACAUUUGCUUUUGAGAACUCUUGCAGAACACACAUUUGGUUUAAAUGUUUGCGCGGUGAAUUCGUGAUUGAGAAAGAACAAGUGCGCAGGAGAAUAAGUCAUUGAAAAAAAUUGUAUCUGUGGAAAGUGUGUGUUUGCAUAUAUUUAAGAGAAAUAAAUAUUAAAACGAGAAGAAUUAACGUUUAUUUAUAAUAAGUAAUUGAAAAUAUAUUUGCGAAAAUGACAUUCCUCUCCAUAAUCGCCGGAGUGAUAACGCUGAGCAUUAUCGGUUAUGUUACGUGUAAGGAUAUUGAUGAGUAUCCUAGAGUAUUAUCAUUGCAAAAUUCAUUAGAGACACCUGUUGAAACAUUGAUAACCACCAAUGAAAUGCUCCAAAGUCAUUCACAUUCGAGAUCUCCUAGAUGGUUUCCCUUCUACACAAUUGGACGCUUUCCCAAUGAUGUCUGCACGGGCGCGAAUCGACUGUCUGGCACUUGUAUGGUACGCGGCGAAUGCAGUGACAAUGGCGGUGUGGCGGCUGGCACCUGCAGCAGCAUUACACAACAAGCUGUGUGCUGCAUAUAUCAAAUGGGUUGCGGCUCCAAGACAAGUUACAACAAUACAUAUUUCUAUAACUCCGGCUAUCCAGGCACUUACGCCGGUGGCGGACGCUGCACAAUUGUUGUCUCGAAAUGCGAUUCGAAUAUCUGCCAGUUGCGCAUUGACUUCCUGUCGCUGUCGAUAGCGCCACCGAACGGCGAUGGCUUCUGUGUCACCGAUACAUUAACCAUAACGGGCGGUGCAUCGCAGGUGCCCACAAUUUGUGGUGAGAAUAGUGGCCAACAUGUGUAUGUGGAUUUCAAUGGCGACAGUCCAAUCACAAUUUCCGUCGCCACAUCCGCCGGCUACACCUUCAAUCGCCAAUGGCAAUUUCAAAUAUCACAACUCGGCUGCGCGUCGGCCACUCAAGCGCCGUCUGGCUGUUUGCAAUACUACAUGGACACUAGUGGCACAGUGUCCAGCUUCAAUUACGACUCGGCGGCCAACUCACUCGCCAAUUCAAUUGGUGUGCCGGGCACGCGACAAAUCGCCAAUCAGCGGUAUGGCAUUUGUGUGCGCAUGGGCGCAGGCAUGUGCUCCAUUACGUGGAGUCAGGUGAGCUCUGACGCAUAUUCGUUUACGUUAACCAAUGAUGUGGCCGUGAUCGAUCCAUCGCUGCUUGGCACAGCUACAGUGCAAAGUCAGGAGUGCACAACCGAUUUCAUUAUCAUACCGAAUCCGACACAGGGUGGGCAGUCACUGCCCAGCGAUCGUUUCUGUGGACUGGGGUUGGUGAGCACAACGAGCGCGACGAAACCGUUUGUGCUUUACACGGUGACGAACGGUAACGAGGAUAUGGACAUGUCGAAUCGGGGCUUUCAUUUGUCGUACUCGCAGAAUGGGUGUCCGGUAGUUUAGCGUUAAAGUGGACUAAACUUGAGAAACUUAGGGAGUACAAUUAAGUGAAUGACACCGUUAUAUGAGUACGUUAAAAUUACCUAGGAUUAUCUAUGAGAAUAAAA
This is a messenger RNA of Zeugodacus cucurbitae (melon fly), 2226 nucleotides long. RefSeq lists its product as uncharacterized. The coding region runs from base 905 to 2122 and encodes 405 amino acids. Lineage: Eukaryota; Metazoa; Arthropoda; Insecta; Diptera; Tephritidae. The record is from RefSeq and is a predicted model, not a curated record. The transcript has 4 exons.